Rhagoletis zephyria (snowberry fruit fly) is the source of this 1728-nucleotide messenger RNA. Lineage: Eukaryota; Metazoa; Arthropoda; Insecta; Diptera; Tephritidae. The record is from RefSeq and is a predicted model, not a curated record.
AUGGGUGCUGCCAAUGAGAAGGCAGCAACCUGGUGCCUAGCAAUGUUGCUGCUAAGAGCUCUACUCUGUUUGCCAGCAGUACUUUUAUUGCCAACAGUUGCUGCUUCAAACAAUUUACAAACGGAGAUGGGCAAAAACAUAACCAAAAUUCUCAACGGUUUUUUCGCCAACAAACGCUACGACAAACGAGUGAGACCCAACUACGCAGGACCGCCAGUAGAGGUAGGCGUCACAAUGUACAUCAUCUCCAUCUCAUCAGUGUCCGAGGUGCAGAUGGACUUCACCUGUGACUUUUACUUCCGGCAAAGCUGGAACGACUCGCGGCUGUCGUUCAAACAGCGUGGCGGCAUCACCGCACUGAACGUCGGCUCCGAAGUGGCCAAGCUGAUCUGGGUGCCGGACACCUUCUUUGCUAAUGAAAAGUCAGCCAAGUUUCACGAGGCGACUACCGCCAAUACGUUUAUACGGCUGAGAGCCAACGGCAAUGUGUUUAGGUCAACGCGACUCACUGUCACUUCUAGUUGCCCGAUGAACUUAAGAUACUUUCCAAUGGACCGCCAGGAGUGCACCAUUGAAGUGGAGAGCUACGGAUACUCAAUGGCAGACAUUCUGUACCGCUGGGGCAUUGACAAGGCUGAUGACCCGCAAGCGGCGAAGAUGUCUCCUAAUGUCGAACUUCCUCAGUUUAAAGUGAAGAAUUUGGAGCAGCACUCCAAAGUAGAGUACCUCACUUCAGGGAACUACUCACGCCUAGUUUGUCAAAUAAACUUUGUCCGCUCAAUGGGCUACUACCUCAUUCAGAUAUACAUUCCCGCCAGUCUCAUUGUCAUCAUCAGUUGGGUGUCCUUUUGGCUGCAUCGAAACGCCUCCCCCGCUCGGGUGCAGCUGGGCGUGACGACGGUGCUGACGAUGACCACGCUGAUGUCCUCCACCAAUGCCGCUCUGCCGAAGAUCUCUUACAUUAAGUCGAUUGACGUCUUUCUGGGCACCUGCUUCGUGAUGGUAUUCGCCUCUUUGCUAGAAUAUGCUACUGUGGGUUACAUGGGCAAAAGAAUUGCCAUGCGGACGGCAAGGAUUCAGGCGCAGGCAAAGGUGGCCACCGCUCGAAGAGCUGCAGCUGCGGCGGCGGCUGCAGCUGCAGCUAAAGAAAACAACUCCGUUUUCAACCACCACCACCACUACCUAGAGUCAGGUCUGACAGGUGGCAGAGCUGACCCUCACGGACACUCCCAUCAUGUUCCCAGCAAGCUGAUGGGCUCUUCACCCUACGCCAGUGAUCCAAUGCUGGCCAGCAGUGUUGAAUGUGGCAACAGCUGCAGCGGCAGCACCUUAACCUCGCCCCGACUGAGCAAUGCAGCGAUGACUACUGAAAUGCGCUACCGAGCUGCAACACUUCAGGGUGGUGGUGGUGGUGGUGGUGGUGGUGGUGGCCGUCCUUCGGUGGACUACUCCUCACGACGGAGGAUGCUCUCCAUUGCUGCCGUUGCUGAGCCCACCGAGCCGAAUGAGGCGCCCAGAGAGCCCGGCUCCAGUGCCACCACACAGUCGGCGCCCGCCAUUGCCAUUCCGGGCGUCAGAAAUCAAAACAGUCUCUUUGGCAUUUGUCCAAGCGACAUCGACAAAUACUCGCGCGUCGUCUUUCCCGUCUGUUUUCUCUGCUUCAAUCUCAUGUACUGGGUCAUUUAUACGCACAUAAGCGAAUUUUUUACCGAAGACGAUACAAACUGA